This is a messenger RNA of Labrus bergylta (ballan wrasse), 984 nucleotides long. Lineage: Eukaryota; Metazoa; Chordata; Actinopteri; Labriformes; Labridae. The record is from RefSeq and is a predicted model, not a curated record.
CUGCAUGUUAUAGAGCUGCAUGUUAUAGAGCUGCAUGUUAUAGAGCUGCAUGUUGUAGAGCUGCAUGUUAUAGAGCUGCAUGUUAUAGAGCUGCAUGUUGUAGAGCUGCAUGUUAUAGAGCUGCAUGUUAUAGAGCUGCAUGUUAUAGAGCUGCAUGUUGUAGAGCUGCAUGUUGUAGAGCUGCAUGUUAUAGAGCUGCAUGUUGUAGAGCUGCAUGUUAUAGAGCUGCAUGUUAUAGAGCUGCAUGUUAUAGAGCUGCAUGUUAUAGAGCUGCAUGUUGUAGAGCUGCAUGUUAUAGAGCUGCAUGUUAUAGAGCUGCAUGUUAUAGAGCUGCAUGUUGUAGAGCUGCAUGUUAUAGAGCUGCAUGUUGUAGAGCUGCAUGUUAUAGAGCUGCAUGUUAUAGAGCUGCAUGUUGUAGAGCUGCAUGUUGUAGAGCUGCAUGUUGUAGAGCUGCAUGUUAUAGAGCUGCAUGUUAUAGAGCUGCAUGUUAUAGAGCUGCAUGUUGUAGAGCUGCAUGUUGUAGAGCUGCAUGUUAUAGAGCUGCAUGUUGUAGAGCUGCAUGUUAUAGAGCUGCAUGUUAUAGAGCUGCAUGUUAUAGAGCUGCAUGUUGUAGAGCUGCAUGUUAUAGAGCUGCAUGUUAUAGAGCUGCAUGUUAUAGAGCUGCAUGUUAUAGAGCUGCAUGUUAUAGAGCUGCAUGUUAUAGAGCUGCAUGUUAUAGAGCUGCAUGUUGUAGAGCUGCAUGUUAUAGAGCUGCAUGUUAUAGAGCUGCAUGUUAUAGAGCUGCAUGUUGUAGAGCUGCAUGUUAUAGAGCUGCAUGUUAUAGAGCUGCAUGUUAUAGAGCUGCAUGUUAUAGAGCUGCACGUUGUAGAGCUGCAUGUUAUAGAGCUGCACGUUAUAGAGCUGCAUGUUAUAGAACUGCAUGUUGUAGAGCUGCAUGUUAUAGAACUACACGUUAUAGAGCUGCAUGUUAUAGAGCUGCAUGUU